AGCUGUCUUAGCCGUAAUUUGUUUAGAAAAUUAUUGUGUUCGACAGAAAGUGAAUUUCAAUUCGAAGCGUGCGCUGAAGUUUUAUUUGAAUUUUAUAAUUUAUCAUUGAUUAUCGUUGUGAAUAUACUAGAUGCUGUUUAAAAAUUAGUUAUACAUCGGAAGGACAUAUUAAUUAUCAUGAAACAAAUUACACCAAGAAAGGAUAAUUUAAAAUAUGAUGAUGAAAAUGUGAAAUAUAAGUUGAAUACUGUUUACGUCAACAGCGCUAAAUCAAAGUCGAAAAAAUCAAAGAAGCAAGAUGACGAUGACGGCGUUCGAUACAAACUUGCACCAAUAACACCUAAAUCUAAAGCAAUUGACAAAAGAAAGUCCAAACCCAAAAUUAAAGUUAACUUUUGGAGUAAUAAACAUCUAGUGCAAAGUAAAAAUGCAACAAAUAAAAAAGAUUCUAAGCAAAGGCAUACAAUUUGUACCACAGAUCAUUCAGAUAAACAAAAAGUUCCAGUAGUUAAAGUUCGAAAACGGGUGUCCUUUCUGCCAUCACCAGUUUUUACAGAUGAUCAUGUGCCAAUGGUGACUGUACCAGAUGAUUUAACAAUACAACUAAACUCUGCAAAUGCCAAAGCAAUGGAGGAUGGUUUAAAUCUAAUUUAUGUGAAUGAAACAGAUAUUAAUAAUUUGCAUGAACAAAACAGAAAGAAAUCAAAGACGUCAACAACUCAAACCAGUCCGCGAACCUCAAAAGGCUGUAACAGUGUUCAAACAAAUUGGGGCAAUGAAAAUGAACUAGAGUUUUUCUCUAAAUAUGUUGUUCAAAAGUUGAGAAGAAUGGAGACAAAUCAACGCAUUUAUGCAGAAAACUUAAUAAAUACAGUCCUUAUGUUCGGACAGUUGAGAAAAUUAAAUGGAAAAUCAAAAAUUUUAGAAGCGUAGCCUAAAAAAGAUUUACAUAUUUGAGGAACUUGUAAUAAACUUUUGUGUUAAUUUAACAAAGUACAUGUUUGCAAUACUUUACAGAUCUCACAAACAUUUAACAACAUAUCAUUUAAACCAAUUUAUGAGUGUAAUAUUUAAGACAUUAUUUUAGUAGUUUCCGGAAAAGAUAUAUAUGAAAAUAAAUAAGUAGAUUAAAUUUUUUACAUCUAGUUAUGUCACUGCAAUAUGACAUGAAGUACAGUAGGUGCUAUGAAGUAAUGUUUAAGGUUAAAUGAGGUAAUCUUUAGUUAACGUUUACAAUUUAUUUGAAUUAAGAAAUGUUUGACUUGUAUACUAUAAAGGUACAAAUUAUUUACAACUUUUAUAAUAGUUGCAUGUUUUUAUUAAAAAUUUAGUUUCCAUAAUACUUCAAUACAAAGCACAAUUUAAGGUAGCAAACUUAAUCUUGUUCUGUAUUAUGGCUCUAAAAUGUAUUCUUGUUUCAUUACUUUUAAAUUAUUUCU
Pieris brassicae (large cabbage white) is the source of this 1439-nucleotide messenger RNA. RefSeq lists its product as uncharacterized. The transcript is spliced from 2 exons. Lineage: Eukaryota; Metazoa; Arthropoda; Insecta; Lepidoptera; Pieridae. The record is from RefSeq and is a predicted model, not a curated record. Bases 178 to 933 code for a protein of 251 amino acids.